Osmia bicornis bicornis is the source of this 384-nucleotide messenger RNA. RefSeq lists its product as uncharacterized. The transcript is spliced from 2 exons. Lineage: Eukaryota; Metazoa; Arthropoda; Insecta; Hymenoptera; Megachilidae. The record is from RefSeq and is a predicted model, not a curated record. Bases 1 to 384 code for a protein of 127 amino acids.
AUGACUCGUCAUUACCUAACGAUAUUUAAACGACAAAGAUCACAUUAUAUAUCUUGGAAUAUUUUAUUCCUCUGGGGAUUUGGAUUAUGGAUAGCUCUGUGUACAAGUAAUUUGUAUCACUCUGAUAUUUUGGCACAAGAAGCUGUAUUAUUUUAUCAGCAAAAUUCAGAUCUUGGAAUUGCAUGUAACAUUUCAACAAACACAGAAACUAUGGAAGAUAUAUUAUACAUUAUGGCAACAGAUUAUACUUUGAACAACACAACACUAAUCUUAAGGGCCAUGCUUAAUCAUAUUCAUAUUUUUGCAUUCAUAUGCUUUGUGGUACUUUCUAUAUUCAUGCAAGAACGUAUUAGGAAAAAGAUAGAAGUAUGGAAUAAUAUGUAA